AUGGAUGCCAUAAACAACAUAGGGGUAAUCAUAGCUGCUUUGGUUAUCUGGCGUACCAAGUACGGUGGCAGAUUUUAUGCAGAUCCAGGAGUGAGCAUGGUCAAAAAUGCUGGUGCAAUAAUGCUACAAUCGGCCCCAUCUGGCAUAAACCUCAAAGACAUCAAGCACGAUAUUCAAAAUAUUCCCGGCAUUCUGUCUAUCCACGAGCUACACAUAUGGAGUUUAUGCCAAAGGAAAACAGUCGCGUCAGCCCAUAUUGUUACGACUGAGACGGACAUCAAAGCAUUCAUGAAGCAAGCCAAGCUAAUUAGGGAAUGUUUGCACGCUUACGGUAUUCAUAGUGUAACGCUACAGGCUGAAGCAUCAAGCGGAGUAAUCAUGACUGGAACUGGUGCGGACGAGAAAUGUCAGAUGGUUUGCGGAAGUCUUUGUGAGGAGUUGACCUGCUGUUCAUGA
This is a messenger RNA of Sclerotinia sclerotiorum 1980 UF-70, 456 nucleotides long. RefSeq lists its product as hypothetical. The record is from RefSeq and is a predicted model, not a curated record. Gene Ontology annotation, biological process: zinc ion transmembrane transport; intracellular zinc ion homeostasis. The coding region runs from base 1 to 456 and encodes 151 amino acids. Gene Ontology annotation, molecular function: zinc ion transmembrane transporter activity. NCBI's taxonomy places the organism in Eukaryota, Fungi, Ascomycota, Leotiomycetes, Helotiales, Sclerotiniaceae. The transcript is spliced from 2 exons.